Nematocida minor is the source of this 180-nucleotide messenger RNA. Its product is annotated as small nuclear ribonucleoprotein G. The transcript has a single exon. The record is from RefSeq and is a predicted model, not a curated record. NCBI's taxonomy places the organism in Eukaryota, Fungi, Microsporidia. Bases 1 to 180 code for a protein of 59 amino acids.
AUGCAAGUAAAAGUUAGAAGAUCGUUUAAGAUGCCUGCUCUCUUGGGAAACCUUGCUAAGAUAGAUAAGAUGGGAAACAUCAUACUCUCUGAAGCAGAGACAGAAGAUAAAGUAAAAUACGGGCUCGUCUACAUUCGAUCAUCAGCAAUAAAAAGUAUAGAGUAUCUACAGCCUGUGUAA